AUGGAGAGCUUCGCACUUCACUCUCUCUCCACCACCGCCACUUCCGCUUCCUUCUCUCACCACCCCUCACGCCUCUCUGUUCUCCGCCGUAUCUCAUCAUCGAGAUCUCCGCCUUCAUCCAUCUCUCUCCCAUCUCUCCGAUCUCACUCUGUUCAGCCUCUCAAUUUCCCUCUCCUCAAACCAAUCCCCCGUUUCUCCAAACGAAUCAACGCCACACCAAAAAACAACGACACUCCUUCGCCAACCCAAUCCCCGUCUCCUCAACCGCCGCAAGGGGCGAAACUAGUCCCUCUGAUUCUCUCCGUCUCUGUCGGUCUAAUCCUCCGAUUCGCUGUCUCCGUACCGGAAGGAGUCACGCCGCAAGGCUGGCAGCUCCUCUCGAUCUUCCUCUCCACAAUCGCCGGCCUCGUCCUCAGCCCUCUCCCAGUCGGAGCCUGGGCUUUCAUCGGCCUCACGGCGUCGAUCGUCACGAGAACGCUCUCCUUCUCCGCAGCUUUCUCCGCCUUCACCAGCGAGGUCAUCUGGCUCAUCGUCAUCUCCUUCUUCUUCGCACGCGGAUUCGUCAAAACAGGCCUCGGGGACAGAAUCGCCACUUACUUCGUCAAAUGGCUCGGAAAAAGCACCUUAGGCCUAUCUUACGGCCUCACCCUUAGCGAGGCCCUGAUUGCUCCUGCAAUGCCCAGCACCACCGCUAGAGCCGGCGGCAUUUUCUUGCCCAUCAUCAAGUCUCUGUCUCUCUCCGCCGGAAGUAACCCAGGAGAUUCCUCUUCCAAGAAAUUAGGAGCUUACCUAAUCCAAUCCCAAUUCCAGUGUGCCGGAAACUCUAGUGCUCUGUUCUUGACAGCAGCAGCUCAAAACUUGCUGUGUCUCAAGCUAGCAGAGGAGCUUGGAGUAGUGAUUGCAAACCCGUGGGUUUCUUGGUUCAAGGCAGCGAGUCUACCAGCGAUCAUAUCACUUCUUUGUACUCCGUUUAUCCUCUACAAGCUUUAUCCUCCGGAGACCAAGGACACACCGGAGGCUCCGGGGAUUGCUGCUUUGAAACUCAAGAAGAUGGGUCCCGUCACUAAAAACGAAUGGAUCAUGGUCGGUACAAUGCUCCUCGCUGUCACUCUCUGGAUCUGCGGAGAGACUCUUGGCAUACCAAGUGUUGUAGCUGCGAUGAUUGGUCUCUCCAUACUUCUUCUGCUUGGUGUUCUUAACUGGGACGAUUGCUUAAGCGAGAAAUCAGCAUGGGACACGUUGGCUUGGUUUGCUGUGUUGGUGGGGAUGGCAGGACAGCUCACGAACCUCGGUGUUGUGACGUGGAUGUCUGAUUGUGUGGCGAAAGUUCUUCAGUCUAUGUCCUUGAGCUGGCCUGCUGCGUUUGGACUUCUCCAAGCGGCUUACUUCUUCAUACAUUACCUUUUCGCAAGCCAGACUGGUCACGUGGGAGCGCUCUUCUCGGCUUUCCUUGCUAUGAAUAUAGCAGCUGGUGUUCCUGGGGUUCUUGCUGCACUUGCUUUGGCUUACAACACCAAUCUUUUUGGUGCUUUGACUCAUUACAGUAGCGGUCAAGCUGCUGUCUAUUAUGGAGCGGGUUAUGUUGAUUUGCCUGAUGUAUUCAAGAUUGGAUUCGUGAUGGCUACGAUUAAUGCGAUCAUCUGGGGAGUAGUUGGAACUUUCUGGUGGAAGUUUUUGGGUCUUUAUUAA
Microthlaspi erraticum is the source of this 1689-nucleotide messenger RNA. The record is from the annotation of a GenBank genome assembly. Lineage: Eukaryota; Viridiplantae; Streptophyta; Magnoliopsida; Brassicales; Brassicaceae.